UAAAAAGUAUUAUUAUUUCUUGAGUAGAACACACGGAACCAUCUAAAUUGAAAAUGGAUGCAUUUUUAGGCAGUUGGAAAAUGGUUGAUAGUGUCAAUUUCGAUAAAUAUUUGGAUGCACUAGGUCUUCCCGAUGUAAUGAAAAGAUAUGGAAUUAACGUGAAAGUACUGUACGCAUUCUCACAAGAUGAAGAAUAUAUAAACAUAAAAGUUAAAAUGUAUGAGGACACCAACAGAACCUUCACUGUCUCAUUCAAACUGGGACAGGAAUUCGACGAAACUACCAUAGACUUCAGAGCCUGCAGGACUGUUUUUAACCUGGAAGGAGGCAAACUUAUAGAGGUGCAGAAGUGGGAAGGUAACGAGGGGACGACGACCUACGAGAUCCAGGAUGGGAAAAUGAUUAUGACUUUAUUUCUUGGCGAUGUCGUAUCUGUUCGUACUUUCGAGAAGGCCUAAAUACCUGCCAAAAGGAGAUUGUACUCAUCCAUGCGCCCAAGCCUAGCUGAAUAAAAAAAGAAUUUUAUGAAUUAUACAUUUAUUUUACAAUUUAUAAAAAGCCGUAAAAAACGAAAUUUAAUAAAGUAAAUUAAUUUUAAAAAUAAAUAAAUAAUAUGCCUAUACAGUCUGUUUUACACUGAUUUACAAUGACACAACACACAAGAAAACAUUAUACAAAUGU
This is a messenger RNA of Clarias gariepinus (North African catfish), 681 nucleotides long. Its product is annotated as fatty acid-binding protein, brain-like. Bases 54 to 458 code for a protein of 134 amino acids. Gene Ontology annotation, cellular component: nucleus; cytosol. The record is from RefSeq and is a predicted model, not a curated record. The transcript has 4 exons. Lineage: Eukaryota; Metazoa; Chordata; Actinopteri; Siluriformes; Clariidae. Gene Ontology annotation, molecular function: fatty acid binding. Gene Ontology annotation, biological process: fatty acid transport.